This is a messenger RNA of Malus domestica (apple), 609 nucleotides long. Its product is annotated as signal recognition particle receptor subunit alpha homolog. The record is from RefSeq and is a predicted model, not a curated record. Gene Ontology annotation, molecular function: GTPase activity; GTP binding; signal recognition particle binding. Gene Ontology annotation, cellular component: endoplasmic reticulum membrane. Lineage: Eukaryota; Viridiplantae; Streptophyta; Magnoliopsida; Rosales; Rosaceae. Gene Ontology annotation, biological process: SRP-dependent cotranslational protein targeting to membrane.
AUGAGUGCUGAAGCCGUAGCUGAGGAGCUAUGUGAAUCAGUGGCAGCUAGUCUUGACGGUAAAAAGUUGCCAUGGUUCACGGCAAUAUCUUCUGCUGUGCAGGCAGCAAUGGAAGAAGCACUUGUUCGUAUUUUAACUCCUACUGUGGACUCUUCUCCUAUACUGAACCCGCGGAAGAAUCUGCCCAGGAAACCAUGUGUUUUCGCUUACAUUGACACCACAGGAGAUUGGAAAGCAACCAGUUCGGUUAAGGCUGCUUGUCGGCUCCAGAAGGAACGGAAGAACAGCGUUAUUAUGGUGGCCGACCGUGAUACAUUCCGGUCAGACACUGUUAUGCAGUUGCGUAGAGAUGCAUGGAAACUCCAGCGGAUUCCUAUUUUCGAGAUGCGGCAUGAGAAGGAUCCCACAAUUACCAUAAAGAAAGCAGUCCAGGAGGCCAGAGACGAUGGUUCGGAUGUGGUUGCUCAUGCAGCCAGUCCAAAGCAGGCGGCAACUGUGCUGGCGACGGCGUACUUAUCCGGAGCUAAGGUCAUUUUACGUGGCGUUGGGAAGCCGUACACAGGAGAGAAGCACACAACCAGAAAGCUUGUCAAGAAACUCUUCAAAUGA